Messenger RNA from Trichoderma asperellum CBS 433.97, 2217 nucleotides. RefSeq lists its product as uncharacterized. Lineage: Eukaryota; Fungi; Ascomycota; Sordariomycetes; Hypocreales; Hypocreaceae. The record is from RefSeq and is a predicted model, not a curated record.
AUGGCAUCGCCGCCUCCUUUGCCUCCAAGGGACGCUUCUCAGCUGCCUCCACCGCCUCCUUACUCAGAGGUGGAGGAAUCACAGGGCUCGCUGAACACGGGCCCGUCGAUUCUAGACUCAAAAGUCCCUCGUCCCUCGUCAUCACAGUCUCUGGCACCAUCAAGAUCCGACUCGGAUGGCAGGCGGACCCUCCUCUUGGUCUACAUCCAUGGAUUCUAUGGCAAUGACCAGUCUUUUCAGUCGUUCCCUGCGCAUGUCCACAAUGUGCUGCGUGAGACUUUGUCAGAAACCCACGCCGUGUAUUCCAAGGUUUACCCUAGAUACAAAACGUAUAAGUCAAUAGAGGUCGCCAGGGAUAACUUCAGUGCUUGGUUAGAGCCUCACGAGUCGCCCAAAACCGAUGUCAUCCUCAUUGGCCACUCCAUGGGGGGCCUAUUGGCUGCCGAGGUUAUUCUCAUGCCCAAUCGGAUCUCAUCCAGCCAACAGCCCUUGAGGCAUCGUAUUCUAGGAUCUCUAUCAUUAGAUUCACCAUUUCUGGGACUUCACCCCGGAAUUGUAGCCUCGGGAAUCUCCAGCCUCUUCCAUUCUUCCCCAGCUCCCCCAAACCAGGACGCCGCCUCAUCUUCUUCGGGUGACCUGGGGCCCUCAUCUCCCGCCUCAUUCAAUAGUAUAGCAAGUGGAUCGAGAGAUCCCAACUUCGACCCCCCAUACUUCAAUGAUAGCCCAUUUAGGGAGCAGCCUUUCCUCACCCGCAUGCUUCGUUUCGGCUCUAAACAUUGGUCUGAGGGCAUCUUCACUGCCUUGGGUAAUCACGUUGCUGCGCACCUGGAAUUCGGCGGAUGCCUGGCAGACUAUCCCGGGCUCAAAUCCAGAUACAACCAGCUCCGUGCUCUUGAGGAUAUUGAUGAUUUUCAAUCCCUGAGUGUUACCUCGUCCAACAGACCGCGCUCUCGUGUACGGUUUCUCAACUAUUACACACUAUCUCCUGGCCGUCCUAAACAACCAGCUACAACCAAGGGCAGUCGGGAUACCAGCCAGGUCGAUCUCUCUGCAGAAUCUGCACCUGAGAUCAAGAUUGAAGACGAGAUAAAUAACAAGCUGGUCGAUGCAAUAAUUUCAGCCAGGUUAGAGGACGAGGAAAGAAACCAGACCGAUGCCGGCCUUUCUGAAGUCAAAGCCUCUGCUAAUGAUGAUGAUCUGGAUAAGACGGCAAAGGUUCAUUUGGGACCAAAAGAGAACCAAAAUAUUGACGAUUCCAGUUCAAUUGUUAAGCAAAACGAACUGAGAGAACAAUCUGUUGAUAUAAACCGGCUAUCUAUGCAGUCUAUGCAAUCUAUGCAGAAUAUUGAUCCUAUUCCUAUGGAUGAAGAUGAGCAUAAUUCUGCAGAGCAAGAAUCAGAAACCGCCGCGCCGGAUAUCUUAGAUAUACCACCACCCCCUUCCACCGAAGACAAAACCGAUGGAAAGGAUGAUCCAUCAGAAAAAGCUCAGGCUCCUCCUAAUCUAGAUCUCCCUCCAAUUCCCAAUCUCCCCAACCCCCCCGAACAGCCCGACCUAUCACAAUAUACAGACAAAGACUCCCGUAAACAGGCAGAAAAAGAAUUCACCCGUCGUCAAAAGGCCUACGAGCAAGCCGCCAAAGACCGCACAAAGGCCAUCCGCGAACGCGAAAAGCUACUGGACAAGCUCCAAAAGAAGGCCCAAAAGGAUGCGGACAAGCUAGAAAAGGACACCAAGAAGCAGCAGCAGAAAUCCGAACAAGACAAGAAGAAGCUCGAAAAGGAAGAAGAAAAGGCCGCAAAGGCAGAAAAGAAGCGACUCGAAAAGGAAGCCGCAGCAGCAGCGAAACAGCAGCUCGCAGAUCAAACAAAACAGCGCGCCAUGGCUGCCGCCACUAGCCAAGACAUGGCAUCGUCGACGUCUUCCCUAGCUGCGUCCGUCGCCUCUCCUCGUUCUGAGACGGAAGCUGAAACGCGGGGGGGGAAGUCCAAGAAGCUCGGCAAAUUUUGCACCACGCCGCACAAGACGGACGGCGUCAUGGAUCCUACGUGGGUGAGCGUGUUUAUGGAUGGUAUGGACGAAGUGACUGCCCAUUGUGGGCUGUUCUUUCCGGGGCCCCAUUAUCACAGGCUGGUGGGCGAUGUUAGCGGUCGCAUUGUGAGCUGGGUGCAGGAAGAUCUUUCCGUGAGAGCGGUAUUGGAAAUGGCGCCUGAAUAG